Penicillium cataractarum is the source of this 678-nucleotide messenger RNA. Its product is annotated as zinc finger MYND domain-containing protein. Gene Ontology annotation, cellular component: nucleus. Lineage: Eukaryota; Fungi; Ascomycota; Eurotiomycetes; Eurotiales; Aspergillaceae. The record is from RefSeq and is a predicted model, not a curated record. Gene Ontology annotation, molecular function: DNA-binding transcription factor activity, RNA polymerase II-specific. Gene Ontology annotation, biological process: regulation of transcription by RNA polymerase II. The transcript has a single exon. Bases 1 to 678 code for a protein of 225 amino acids.
AUGGCAGACACCACUGCCCCCGAAAUCGACAAAUGCAAGACAUGCAACCAGCCCGCCGCUGAAGGCCAGGCCUUGAAAAGAUGUGGACGUUGCAAGAGUGUACUCUACUGCUCCCGUGACUGUCAAAAGGCCGACUGGAAACUGCACAACACUCUCUGUGCGAGCCAGGCUCAGUCGAAUGCCGAAAACAACGCUGAUACUACCCUCGGAAAUCAACGCGGUGCACCUCGAGGAGCCAACACUCCAGGUGCCUCACGUGUCUUGGAGAUGGAACUUGAGAACCUCUUUGACAAGCUUUUCGCCGGAACAUGGCUUCAUGAUCGACCAGAAAAGGACGUUUACAAGUUAUUGAUCGACACAUAUCGCAUGCGAGUCGAAGACAACUAUUGUUUCAAAGGAGAUAUUGACAUGGAUAGCAUCUACGGCGAGGCAACUGACGACGGAGAAUCGGGCUUCCGCCGCUUCCUUCGGCUUGUCGAGAUGCAACGUGAACUGCUUCCGAGUUGGUGGUCCCCCGUCAAGGCGAACGAGUGUGUUGCGCUUGGUCUUUCACGCUCGGAGUGGAGCUGUCUCGCUUACGCUGUGGAGAAAUCUGAUAUUAUCGAGCACUACGGACAUUUUAUGCACAAGCAGCUACGAAUGUUCGGUGAGCAGGUUUACGGGACCCCGCCCGCAUGA